Messenger RNA from Austrofundulus limnaeus, 1059 nucleotides. RefSeq names its product RNA polymerase-associated protein RTF1 homolog. Gene Ontology annotation, cellular component: Cdc73/Paf1 complex. Gene Ontology annotation, molecular function: RNA polymerase II C-terminal domain phosphoserine binding; DNA binding. The record is from RefSeq and is a predicted model, not a curated record. Lineage: Eukaryota; Metazoa; Chordata; Actinopteri; Cyprinodontiformes; Rivulidae.
GGACAACCAAACCCUAAAGACAAGGAUGUCCCGAAGCCAACCACUGACCUGUCAGAGGACUUGUUCAAAGUUCAUGACUUUGAUGUGAAGAUUGACCUUCAGGUUCCCAAUGCAGAAGCAAAGAGUCUGUCUGUGAGCUCCAACGCUCUUCCAGUGAAGGACGGCGCCCCCCGCAGGUCCCUCAACCUGGAGGACUACAAGAAGAGGCGGGGCCUGAUCUGACAAGCCCCGCCUUCACAAUCACACUGCAUGUGUUUGGCUGCGUGCACAUGAACUGAACUGUGAGAGAGGUCUAAAUGCAAUAGAUUCUUCAUCUAAACAGAGGAAAUAAAAUCUGAAGAAAGAAGAUUUUUCUCAAAGGAUCACUCUCAGAAGAAUCAUGUCCAGUUAUCACAGACAAGCUGUUGUAUCCAGGUUUUAUAUUUUAUUUACUCUUUCUCCCUUUCAUCUGGAGUCUAUUUUUUCUUUGUUUUGUGUUGUUGUUUUUUUUUUUUUGUUGUUGUUGUUUUUCAGCAGAACAGAGCGCUUGUGUCUUGGACAGGUCCACUACCUCAGAAAUCUUAGGUUCAUUUUGAAAACUUCCUGGACAUCUGAUGCAGUGGACAUGUUGUCCUCAAAGACAACAAAUUAUUGUAAAGACUGGACUUUUCUGAAACACAUGAUCACCUGCCCUGCAGCUUGUCCUGAUCAUGAAAGGUUGUUUUUUUUUKUUGUUGUUGUUUUUUUGUUGACUAGAUGAUGACACAUUGAUUUGACGUUAAAACACAGCCCUCCAUUAAAGUGAUAAAGGUUCAGAGUGUGGCAGCUGGACAUGUGUGACUGUUCGGGACUUUUAAAAUACUUUGAUGUAGGAACUUUUUUGGGCCAGAUUCUAAAAGUGAUGCUUCAUUUGUCCUUUUUUUAAUGGCUUCAACGUCCCUGCCAGGAAUUACCAGAGCAGAUUCAUUCAGAAAUGUUAUUGAGUGUGUCCAUAGUCAGUUCCUGUAUUGAUGUGGCAUGCCAUGUAAAUAUGCAUUUUCAAGUGAGUGCAGAAAAAAUAAAAGAUGCACUGUUUCAUAA